UAUAUAUAUAAGUAAUACUAAGGAGUCAAUAUCGGUUGAAGGUACGGUCACUUGCUGUCAUAAAAAUUUCUAAAACUACGUCACUCUAAAACUAAAAAUUUCUGAAAAUCUUAAAAUUUUUUAUUGUAACAAAUUUAUCGUCAAGUUAAUAAUUUAUAAAUAAACAGCUGAUUGAAGCCACAUCAAACCGGGUUGUAUAUAUUAAAUUAAUAUAAAUAAUAGUUGCUAUAAGAAUAUUAAAUCAAGAAUAAUUUAUAUGUAUUCAAAAAAAUAUUUACAAAUAUAAAAUAAUUAUGAAUAGAUGGCUUCUGUUAAUAAGUUUGAUAUUGGUUAUAACAACAAUAGAAGGUACUUUGUCGCCACGUACUGAUAAAUCAAAAAAAGAUAAAGAAAGAACAGAGAUUAAGAAAGGACCGGUUGAUAAUAGUAUAUUCGACCGAGGUUUAGUUGUCCAAGAUCCUAAGAUAAGUGAUAUUGUCAAACAAGCUGGUCUUUAUUACAAAGACACCAAGAAAAGACAUUUUAGUAAUGAUGUAUUGGGAUAUAUAACUCCAUGGAAUGGUGAAGGGCUUGAAGUAGCUAAGACCUUUCAUGGUAAAUUAACGCUUGUUUCUCCAGUAUGGUUCAAUAUACAAAGUUCUGAUAAGUUUCAAAUUGCCACGCAUGAUGUACAGAAGAAAUGGCUCAAAGAUAUAAAAACAGCUAAUGAAGGAAAUCAUACUGUCAAAAUUUUACCCAGAGUUUUAUUUGAACAGUGGUCAGCGGGUGAUAUAUCUUCAUUGAACCGUGAUGUUCAGAAAAAAAAUCAAUUGAUAUCUUCACUUAUCGAUUUAGCUCAGAAAUUUCAGUUUCAUGGAUAUGUAUUAGAAAUAUGGAAUCAAGUAAUUUACACAGGCGCUGAAUCAAAAGUUGUUGUCAGUGUAAUAAAAUCAUUGGCCAAAAGACUUAAAAGUAAACAAUUACAAGUAAUAUUAGCUAUUCCACCAGCUCAAGGACCACCUGGACAAAUAUUCUCACAAGGCCAAUUUGAAGAGUUGUCACCUCACAUUGAUUUCUUUUCAUUAAUGACCUAUGAUUUUUCAAAUGUCCAACGACCUGGACCAAACAUACCUGACGACGAUGAUCCAAAACGCUCUAAAAUAUUAAUGGGGCUAAACUUUUACGGAAAUAAUUACACACCUGAUGGUGGUGGUGCUAUUUUGGGAUCUCAGUACAUAAAAUAUCUCGAUUCUUACAAGGGUAAACUGCAGUGGGAUGAAAGAAGUAAAGAACAUCUGUUAGAAUAUCGAUCAUCAAAAGCCAGUGGUUAUAUAUUUUAUCCUACGCUCUAUUCCAUCCAACAAAGAAUAGACUUAGCCCGAGAAUUAGGAACUGGACUCUCAAUUUGGGAACUUGGCCAAGGUUUAAAUUACUUUUACGACCUAUUUUAA
This is a messenger RNA of Cotesia congregata, 1430 nucleotides long. Lineage: Eukaryota; Metazoa; Arthropoda; Insecta; Hymenoptera; Braconidae. The record is from the annotation of a GenBank genome assembly.